Messenger RNA from Hibiscus syriacus, 645 nucleotides. RefSeq lists its product as uncharacterized. NCBI's taxonomy places the organism in Eukaryota, Viridiplantae, Streptophyta, Magnoliopsida, Malvales, Malvaceae. Gene Ontology annotation, biological process: regulation of mitotic cell cycle. The transcript is spliced from 3 exons. Bases 28 to 645 code for a protein of 205 amino acids. The record is from RefSeq and is a predicted model, not a curated record.
GAUCUGUUUCUUCCAUAAUUUGCUCAGAUGGCACUGCGUACUGUUGGUCUGAUUGGAGAUCAGAAUAUAAAUGUUCACUACAAUGGUGCUUCUGUUGUAAGCAAGGAAAAUAUGGCUACUGCACCGAGGAAAGGCGGUAUUGGUGGCAGGAAGGCUCUCCGAGAUAUUUCAAACUCGGGUAAGACAACCUUGAAGGAGACAUCAAAGAAGAGUCAACCCUUGAAGGAGAACUCUAAAGUCCUUGCUUUCACUGAGAAAGAGACCACUGUCUCAAAAAUCACUCGUGGUUCAAGCAAUACAAAGAGUGCCUCCAAAGCCUCAGAGAAAGUGCAAGUUGGUGCCCGGAAAGCUCUCUGCGAUAUUUCAAACUCGAUGUUUACCAUUUCGGAGGAGAAUCCUCCUCCAAUUGAAAUGCACAAUCAUGAUGAAUGUAUCAAAGCUCAGGAAACUAUAAGAAGGAAAGAGUUUUUGCAGAUAUUUGGAUUAGAAGAUGAAGAUGAAGAUAAAGAUGAAUGGUACAGAUCUGAAGAUGAAGAUGAAGAGAUGACUGAUCUGCUGAUCAAAGAUUGGUCUCCACCGAAGCAUAUGAUCAAAGAUUGGUACUCUGCCCCACCUAGACCUAGUCCAAAGCUAAUGGAUUGUUAG